Saccharomyces cerevisiae S288C is the source of this 336-nucleotide messenger RNA. It is a transcript of the gene TAH1, whose product is annotated as Tah1p. Lineage: Eukaryota; Fungi; Ascomycota; Saccharomycetes; Saccharomycetales; Saccharomycetaceae. The record is from RefSeq and is marked reviewed. Gene Ontology annotation, cellular component: nucleus; cytoplasm. The transcript has a single exon. The coding region runs from base 1 to 336 and encodes 111 amino acids.
AUGAGCCAAUUUGAAAAGCAGAAGGAACAGGGCAAUUCUUUGUUCAAACAGGGCCUGUAUCGCGAGGCUGUGCACUGUUAUGACCAACUAAUUACUGCUCAACCGCAGAACCCGGUCGGGUACAGCAACAAAGCCAUGGCGCUGAUCAAACUGGGUGAAUAUACACAGGCUAUUCAAAUGUGCCAGCAAGGACUGCGGUACACCUCAACGGCAGAGCAUGUAGCUAUCAGAUCCAAAUUGCAAUAUCGUCUAGAGCUGGCACAGGGAGCGGUAGGUUCAGUACAGAUCCCUGUUGUAGAGGUUGAUGAACUACCGGAGGGAUACGACCGGUCCUGA